AUCAUUAAAUGGCUUAAAAUGGAUAGCAAUGAACGGCCAGGUUUGAUAAUGGCAUAUGUAACGGAGCCUGACCGUACUGGUCACAAGCAUAAGGGCCCAAAGCAAAGAGAUGAAAUCUAUGAACUUGGUGAUUUACAGUUGGAAAGAGCAUUAAUUGAAGUCGACAAUGCACUCAGCCAAUUUUUGAAAAUGUUGGAAAAGGAAGGAUUAUGGUGUUGCGUCAAUCUGGUCAUUGUCUCAGAUCACGGAAUGGCUCAAAUAGAUACACAGGUAGUUCUCAAGAAGCGGUUAAACAUUACUGGAAUGUAUAUAGUACCUGGUCUAACGGCACAUAUCUUUAAGGAAAACUCAACUAUGACCAUCGAAGAAAUUGAAAGUGCUUUGACGCGUAAAGAGGAGGAAGGCAAGAAAGAUCUCAUUCGUGUAUUCACGAACAAAACUAUGCCUUUGCGCUAUUACUAUUCUCAUUCAAGAAGAAUUGGUGAUUUAGUACUUGUCUCACAACCACACGUUCAAGUAGUAAUGUAA
Strongylus vulgaris is the source of this 528-nucleotide messenger RNA. NCBI's taxonomy places the organism in Eukaryota, Metazoa, Nematoda, Chromadorea, Rhabditida, Strongylidae. The record is from the annotation of a GenBank genome assembly.